AUGCACGGGCUCCAGGGGCUUCUUUUCGUGAUGAUUCUGGUGCUGGGGACCGGCGUCGAAGGCUACGGAAACCUGCCGAUGGGCAAGCGGCAGGUGGACAUGCGAUCGUUCAGUCUUUACGAUCUUCCCGACGACUAUCAUCUGGCGCCGAAUGAGGACGGUAAGAGCGUCGGCCACGCGAUCCUUUUUCUAACCGUCUUAAUAUUACAGUCCAACGUCAUCAACACUUGGUCAACCCGAAGCCCGGAUACAUCACCGCCUUCUACCCGAUCUACGACUUUGGCAGACGACGUUAA
Caenorhabditis sp. 36 PRJEB53466 is the source of this 296-nucleotide messenger RNA. The record is from the annotation of a GenBank genome assembly. NCBI's taxonomy places the organism in Eukaryota, Metazoa, Nematoda, Chromadorea, Rhabditida, Rhabditidae.